CCAGACAUCAUCACCACACCAAACCCUCCGCCAUGACGAGCAUAGACGAACUCUUCCAGAAAUCUGGGCUUCCCAGCAAGCGCAAGCUAGACCCCAUUCGUGACCCAACGGAAGUCUACAAAUCCGCCAAAGUCACCCCCUCCACCUCCCGCCACGCCCACAUCGACGACGACCCUGACACCGAAGCCGGCCCCCUCCCACCCCCCGACAACGACUCCGCCGACGAAGGCGGCGACGACUACGGCCCCUCAGCACCCCCCGACAAUGACGAAGACGAAGAACCCGGCGACGACGCCGACGGGCGCUUCUUCGGCGGGGGCAUCACGCGCACAGAGCGCGAGAUCCUCGACUACAUGGACAGCGCGACCAACCCGACCGGCGCCACCACCACCGGCGCCACCACGGCCGACGGCGACGAAACGAUCGACCAAGCCUGGCUAAAAAAAACCGCGCUCGCCUUCGAGAGAAAGAUCUCGCGCAACGCGGAGCUGCGCGCGCGCCACGAGGCCGACCCGGCCCGCUUCAUCGACUCCGAGGCCGACCUCGACGCCGCCAUCAAGGCGCUGUCCAUCCUGUCCGAGCACCCGGAUCUGUACCCUUCCUUUGCGCGGCUCGGGUGUGUGGGGAGUCUGGUGUCGCUGCUGGCGCACGAGAAUACGGAUAUCGCGCUGGAUGCGGUCGAGAUUGUGGGGGAGCUGACGGACGAGGAUGUUGCCGCGACCGAGGAGCAGUGGGGGGUGUUGGUGGAUGCGUUGGUGGAGGCGGAUUUGCUGGGGUUGGUGGUGAGUAAUUUGGGGCGGUUGGAUGAGACGCAGGAGGCGGAUCGGGAGGGGGUGUAUCGCGCGCUGGGGGUGGUGGAGAAUCUGUGCUCGCGGUUGGAGACGGCGGAGGUGGUGGGGGAGGAGGAGGCGUUGGUGAAGUGGUUGUUGGAGAGGGCGGGGAGGAAAGAGGCGCCGGUCGGGCAGAACAAGCAGUAUGCGGCAGAGAUUUUGGCGAUUUUGGUGCAGAGUUCGGGGAAGAAUAGGAGGCGGCUGGCGGGACUGGACGCGGUCGACCAGAUGCUGCAGCUUGUGGCGGCGUACCGGAAACGGGAUCCGGAAAAGGGUGGGGACGAGGAGGAGUACAUGGAGAAUCUGUUCGAGGCACUAACAAGUAUUGCGGACGAGCCCGAGGGGAAGGCCAAGUUUGUUGCCGCUGAGGGUGUUGAGCUGUGCCUGAUCAUGCUUAAGGAGGGGAAGCUCAGCAAGCCGGCGGCGUUGAGGCUGCUCGACCAUGCAGCGGGGGGACCGGCUGGGGCUGGCGUCUGCCAAAAGAUUGUGGAUGCGGGCGGGCUCAAGACGACCUUCACCAUGUUCAUGAAGUCACGCGAGCACCAGGCAACGGAACACCUGGUGGGCAUCUUUGCGUCGAUGCUGCGGUUGCUGCCGGCCGACUCGGCGGAGCGCAUCCGCGCGCUCGCCAAGUUCGUGGAGAAGGACUACGAGAAGACGGCCAGGCUGGUCCAGCUAAGGCGGGAUUAUGCAGGGGUCAUCGGCCGUGUCGAUGAGCAGAUCAAGCAAGAGCGGGCAGAGAUGGAUGCAACAGAAAGAGAGGAAAUGGCGGAUGAGUGGUUCUCGCGCCGUCUUGACGCCGGCCUUUUCCGCCUACAAACCAUCGACGUGAUUCUGGCGUGGCUCGUUGCUGAGGACGGCGGGGCAAGGAAGAAGAUCCAAGCGCUGCUGGCUGACAGGGACGAGACCUUUGAAGUCAUCAAAGAGACCAUUCAGGAGCAGAUUGAUGGGAUCGAUGCAGAGUCGGAGGAAGGGAAAGAGACCAAAGAGAUGCUGACGACACUCGUCCGGUUUCUUCAAUGAUACGGAUGCCAGUACUGUUAUGAUAGGGGCGUGUAAACCAAGUAGAUACCAAGAUACCAUGGCCGUUGGCCGUUUUCACCAUGCUUGAAA
Molecule: messenger RNA, 1943 nt
Organism: Chaetomium fimeti
Lineage: Eukaryota; Fungi; Ascomycota; Sordariomycetes; Sordariales; Chaetomiaceae
Product: Catenin-beta-like protein
Exons: 3
Coding region: 33-1853 (606 amino acids)
Cellular component (GO): spliceosomal complex
Source: RefSeq, a predicted model, not a curated record